AUGUUUACGUUCUGCCCGCUGCAAGGCGCGUGUUCCGAAUCAGCCGCUUCGCAAUCUAUCCUCGAGCUUGAUGGAGGAGUGAAGGUGCUGAUAGAUCUUGGAUGGGAUGAAUCUUUUGAUGUCGAGAAGCUCAAAGCGCUCGAAAAACAGGUGCCGACUCUAUCACUGAUCCUUCUUACACACGCAACGACGUCGCAUUUGGCAGCCUUUGCCCACUGCUGCAAGAACUUCCCACAGUUCACCAGGAUACCCGUUUACGCCACGAGGCCAGUCAUCGACCUCGGACGAACACUUACUCAGGAUCUAUACUCAUCUACGCCACGGGCCGCAACGACCAUUCCGCACGAUUCCCUCAGCGAAGUCGCAUACUCUUACUCGCAGCAACCUACAACAGGUAGCAAUUUCCUGCUCCAGGCCCCGACACCCGAAGAGAUCACCCGAUACUUUUCUCUCAUCCAACCGCUGAAAUAUUCACAACCGCACGAACCUCUACCAUCACCAUUCUCACCGCCGCUUAAUGGUCUCACAAUCACGGCUUUUAAUGCCGGCCAUACCCUCGGUGGGACGAUAUGGCAUAUUCAGCAUGGGCUCGAGUCGAUCGUCUAUGCUGUAGACUGGAAUCAGGCUCGAGAAAACGUGUUCGCUGGCGCCGCAUGGCUCGGAGGAGCGGGAGCUGGCGGGGCAGAAGUCAUUGAGCAGCUACGCAAACCGACAGCUCUUAUCUGCAGCAGUCGCGGCGCCGACAGGAAUGCGCCAUCUGGUGGUCGCCGCAAACGCGACGAACAACUCAUUGACAUGAUCAAGCUGUGUGUGAGCCGAGGAGGAACGGUCCUCAUCCCUGCAGACUCGAGCGGACGUGUGCUGGAAUUAGCUUACCUUCUCGAACAUGCGUGGAGGCUCGAGGCAGGUAAGACCGACAGCGCUUUGAGAGCGGCCAAGCUGUAUCUGGCUGGUCGUAACGUGUCUAGCACCUUGCGAUAUGCGCGAAGCAUGCUCGAAUGGAUGGACGACAAUAUCGUCCGCGAGUUUGAGGCCACGGCGGAUGGCCAGCGGAAGGCCAACGGCAAUGACGGCAAGCAUGCAAAAGAUGCCGCGCCCUUCGACUUCCGAUUCAUGAGGCUUGUGGAACGAGAGGCACAAAUACGAAAACUCCUGAGUCAAACCUCGGAGAAUGUACGGUCGGAUGGUCGAGUCAUUGUCGCGAGCGACAACAGCUUGGAGUGGGGCUUCUCUCAUGAGCUCCUCCGAGAGCUUGCAAAGGACUCGAGGAAUCUACUGAUUCUGACUGACAAGCCUUCUCUUGCUCAGAGUGGACAGCCAUCUAUCGCAAGGACCUUGUGGGACUGGUGGCAGGAACGCAGAGACGGCGUCUCGAUCGACCAGUCGGACAGCAAUGACAGCAUCGAACUUGUUUAUGGCGGUGGCCGCGCACUCACUGUUACGGACGCCAGGCGACAAGGACUUGAAGGCGACGAGCUCAGCACAUACCAACAGUGGCUUGCGACACAGCGCCAGUUGCAGUCGACACUCAACGCGGGGGUUGCUGGGUCUCUGGAAGCUCCAGCCGAUGUCGGGGAUGAUGGGUCCUCCGAAUCGUCAUCCGACUCAGGUGAAUCAGACAAUGAGCAACAAGGUAAGGCUCUGAACAUCUCUACCACGAUGGGACAGGCAACGAGGAAGAAAGUUGUUUUGAGCGAUGAGGACCUGGGUAUCAAUGUUCUCACAAAGAAACUCGGAGCAAGUGAUUACGAUGUGCGAGCCAAGCGAGGCCGUGAAAGGUGCUUUCCGCUCACCAUUCGGCGCAAGCGUGACGAUCAAUUCGGCGAAGCUAUUCGCCCAGAAGAUUAUCUCAGGGCCGAAGAGAAGGAAGAGGAUGCGCAAGACGCGCAGGACACUCGACGCGACGAUGUCGACGGACGCCUAGGGUCGAAGCGGAAAUGGGAUGAGGGCAAUGGGACCGAUGCGAAUAAGCGGUCCAACGCAAGAAGAGAAGGAUCUUUAGACGAUGUCGACAUGCUCACAGCUGCAGACGGACACUUAGCUGACGAGCUCGACGAUGUUGAGGACGUGGUGGAGGAAGAGAUUCUUGGGCCGUCCAAACUCAUCACUUCCUCUGAGACGGUCACAGUCAAUUUACGAAUCGGCUUUAUUGACUUCAGCGGGCUUCACGACAAACGCAGUUUGAACAACCUCAUCCCUCUCAUCCAACCGAGGAAGUUGAUUCUAGUGGGUGGCAGUCAAGAGGAAACGACGACUCUGGCCGCAGACUGCAAGAAGUUGCUUGCCGCGCGGAUCGGUGCGUCCGAUGAGAGCGCGGUUGAUGUUUUUACACCAGAAGUUGGCACGACUGUGGACGCCAGCGUUGAUACCAAUGCAUGGGUUGUGAAGCUCGGCGAUAGUCUUGUUAAGAAGCUCAAGUGGCAGAAUCUGCGAGGCCUAGGCAUUGUCACGAUCACAGGUCAGCUGCUUGGCGAGGGUCAUGCCAUCUCUGAGUCCACGGGUUCCAACAAGAGGCUCAAGACGGCGAGCAACGAUGACGGUGCGGCUUGCAAAGGUGGAGAAGGAAGUGAGGAUUCCGACAACAAAGAAGUCGAGGUAGUACCUGUUCUCGAUACACUACCUUUGAGUAUGGUGUCGGCGGUGCGGUCGGUCGCACAGCCACUCCAUGUCGGCGACCUGCGGCUUACGGACUUGCGGCGGGCAAUGCAAUCGACCGGCUACACGGCCGAGUUCCGGGGCGAGGGCACGCUUGUCAUCAAUGGGGCUGUGGCAGUGCGCAAGACGAAUAUGGGCAGGAUAGAAGUGGAGAGCGUUGGUGUGGCAGACCCGUCCGCUAUGAUGCAGCAAAGGAGCACAUUCUACGAGGUGAAGCGGAUGAUUUACGAUGGGCUCGCCGUCGUCGCAGGAGCUUAA
This is a messenger RNA of Verticillium nonalfalfae, 2913 nucleotides long. RefSeq lists its product as uncharacterized. NCBI's taxonomy places the organism in Eukaryota, Fungi, Ascomycota, Sordariomycetes, Glomerellales, Plectosphaerellaceae. Gene Ontology annotation, biological process: mRNA 3'-end processing by stem-loop binding and cleavage. Gene Ontology annotation, cellular component: mRNA cleavage and polyadenylation specificity factor complex. Bases 1 to 2913 code for a protein of 970 amino acids. The transcript has 2 exons. The record is from RefSeq and is a predicted model, not a curated record. Gene Ontology annotation, molecular function: RNA binding.